AAGGGAAACUAUGGGAACAACAUUAUCAAUCAUAGUAGAAGAAAUUGAAGAAAAAAGAAAAAGGGAGAAAGAAGAAGAAAGGAAAAGGGAGGAAGAAAGGAGGAAGGAAGAAGAAAGGAAAAGGGAGGAAGAAAGGAGGAAGGAAGAAGAAAGGAAAAGGGAGGAACAAAGGAGGAAGGAAGAAGAAAGGAAAAAGGAGGAACAAAGGAAGAAGGAAGAAGCUGAAAAAAGUAAACGGGAGGAGGGGAAGAAAAAAAUAAUGGAAAUGAUAGAUAGACUAAUCGAUAGAGAAAUUAAGAAGAUUGAAAAAAAGAUCGGCCACAUCCUUCGUAGUGGUGGCAACAGCCCAGACAGUGGCGACCAUAGCCUUGACAACUGCAGUAGCAGCAACGACAAUGAUACCAAAUAUGAAAAUGGAAAGAAGAAGACAAAUAGUAGCACUGACACUGACAAGAAGAAAAAGAAGAACAAAGACCAACAAAACCAUAGUGGCACUGACACUGACAAGAAGACAAAGAAGAAUGACGGCAAGGCAAACCAUAGUGGCACUGACACUGACAAGCAGACAAAGAAGACCGAUGACAAGGCAAACCACAGUGGCACUGACACUGACAAGAAGACAAUGAAGCAUGAUGACAAGGCAAACCACAGUGGCACUGACACUGACAAGAAGACAAUGAAGCAUGAUGACAAGGCAAACCACAGUGGCACUGAUACUGACAAGAAGUCAAAGAAGAAUGAUGACAAGGCAAAUUGUAGUGGCACUGACACUAACAAGAAGACAAAGAAGAACGAUGACAAGGCAAACCAUAGUGACACUGAUAUUGACAUGAAGACAAUGAAGAACGAUGAUAAUGCAAACCACAGUGGCACUGACACUGAUAAGAAGACAAUGAAGAAUGAGGACAAGACAAACCAUAGUGGCACUGACACUGACAAAAAGAAGAAAGGAGAAGCAUGGAUUAAGAUGAAGAUGGAGCCAUGAUAGGAGCAACAUGAAUGCAUGCAUAGAUAUAUAUAUAUAUAUAUAUUCCACCUGGUUGGAACUAAAAAAAAAGAAUUGUGUUAAUGUAACUACAUAAAUAAAUGUACUGUCCAUUACUAUGGAUAUA
Molecule: messenger RNA, 1112 nt
Organism: Prosopis cineraria
Lineage: Eukaryota; Viridiplantae; Streptophyta; Magnoliopsida; Fabales; Fabaceae
Exons: 2
Coding region: 11-985 (324 amino acids)
Source: RefSeq, a predicted model, not a curated record